Messenger RNA from Sphaerodactylus townsendi, 1343 nucleotides. It is a transcript of the gene LTO1, whose product is annotated as LTO1 maturation factor of ABCE1. The coding region runs from base 108 to 527 and encodes 139 amino acids. The transcript is spliced from 5 exons. Lineage: Eukaryota; Metazoa; Chordata; Lepidosauria; Squamata; Sphaerodactylidae. The record is from RefSeq and is a predicted model, not a curated record.
UGUUGCAAAUUGGUCCUUCCGGUUUGCCGUCCGUUUGCAUGGCGGCCCUCCGAUGGGGAUCUGAGAACUAGUCGGAUCUUGAGGAUCGGGGAAAGAGCGUUACAGACAUGGCUGCGGCUGAUGAGCCGGACGCGUUUGAGACCAUCGUUAUGGCUGAGGCGAGAUUUCAUUGUGAAGGCUACCAAGAGGGCUAUGUUGAAGGAAUGCAUGCUGGUACCAUUGAAGGAAGACUAUAUGGAAUACAACAAGGUGCCAAAAUUAGCUUAGAGGUUGGAUUAUACCUUGGCUUUUCAAUGAUGUGGCUAAGAUUGCUUCAAAAACAUUCAGAUGAUAAACACGGUAAAAAAGUUAAGGUGCUAGAGUCACUAAUAGAAAUGAUCCAGAAAUUUCCUUAUCAGGAUCCAACUUAUGACAGACUUCAAGAAGACCUAGAAAAAAUCAGAGGAAGAUUUAAACAGGUUUGCUCCCUGCUACAUGUGUCAUCUGAUUUCAGACUUAGUCAGGAAGAAACUGCACUUUCAUUUUGAAAUGAGCAUGAAUGGAGAAGAACUCUUUACCUGGAUUUAAGAACUGGUUAAGUCUCCUAAAAAGAGCAACCGUGUCUGAAAUAAUAUUUCAGAGAGGAAAGCUGUUUUUUCUGCAGUGGUGACAGUAUCAAGCUACCUUAGGGAUCUUGUUCUUUUCCUGUUCUAAUUGUAAUGCCAGAGUGUGUUUCUUCUUAACAAUUUAAUUAAGAGUUUAAUUUUUAAAAGGGUAUUUUAGAUACCAUGAGGAACUAUAAUUAAUUGGUAUCAGGCAUGAAUACAACAGAUGUGUUGUGCUUAUAGGUGCCCAUCAGUCCUCACACCCUCCUGCUUUCAUGCAUGGUGAUUGAAAAUUUCCUGGUUUGAUCAAGCUCCAGUUCACCAUAUGGUGCAAAUGCGUGGGCUGGAGUUCAUUCCCCACAAGCUAGGAUUCAGCUAAGAUUUUGGAUCCCAGUUUGUGGGGAGUGAACAAAUUCAAUGCAUGUUUGUUCAUUAGUACAUCCCAGUGAGUUGGGUUUGUUCAAUAUGGAAUUUCCAGUCAAGCUUCUUGUGCCAGAGAAAGUAUUAGACGUGAGAGGAAUGUGUGAAUACAGCAGACAAGCUGCUUUCAUGUCCCAAGGCCAACAAAACUGUUUAAUCACAGUUUAUUGUGAUGUCUGAAUUCAGCCUAAAUCUGAAAUAUCCCGUACAAAACAAUGCUGCUUAUAUUAAGUAGUUAACUUAUUUCGAAGUAUUCAGACAUGCUUAGGAAACUACUUUGAAAGCUUUCGUUUUAAAAAAUGUAUUUCCUAAAUUGAACAUAGUUUUUUAAAUAUUCAC